GUGGUGACCUUUGACCCAAAAUACACGCACGCGCACUAGGUUCAAUCGAAAUGGUGACGGGAGAAAAACAGCAAAGACACUGAAAUAUUCUACAUUUUCGUCAAAUACAGACGUUUUAGAUCAGAAUCUGCUGGCUGUUGUCCCAUGAUGGAAUCCCCAGCGAGUGUGAUGAGCGACUUCCCAGCCUACAGGAACCACAGCCAUACACAGAAGGCUUUUGAAGUCAUGAACCAUCUCAGAAGACAAAGCCAGUUAUGUGACGUGAUCCUGGAGGCAGACGGCGUAGAGGUGCCAGCACACCGCCUGGUCCUGGCGUCUUGCAGCUCGUACUUCCACGCCAUGUUCACGGGAGAGCUAUCGGAGGCACACGCAGAGAGAGUCACCAUGCAGGAAGUGGACGGGAAAGCUCUGGUCCUGUUGGUUGAUUACGUCUACUCCUCAGUGAUACAGGUUACAGAGGAAAAUGUACAGGCGCUUCUCCCCGCGGCCAACCUUCUCCAGUUGACGGAUGUCCGAGACGCGUGCUGUGACUUCCUCCAGUCCCAGCUCCACCCCACCAACUGUCUGGGGAUCCGCGCCUUCGCAGACCUCCACUCCUGUGCAGACCUCCACAACUAUGCUCACACCUACAUAGAACAACACUUUGCUGAAGUUGUGCAAGGGGAAGAGUUUCUGAACCUGAGUAUCAAUGCAGUGUGCAAUCUGAUCGCUAGCGACCGGCUAACAGUUCCAUCGGAGGAAAAGGUGUUUGAAGCAGUGGUGGCGUGGGUAGCACACAACAUAAACGACCGGCAGGACUUCAUGCCUCGCCUCAUGGAACACGUCCGCCUCCCGCUCAUGUCACGGGAGUUUCUCGUAUCCCGCGUGGAAGAGGAGCCCCUCGUCAAGUGUAACAACGCAUGCAAAGAUUACCUAAUCGAGGCCAUGAAGUACCAUUUAUUAGCCAGUGAACAAAGAUCUCUGCUGAAAACACCUAGAACAAGGCCAAGAACACCGAUAGGACUUCCAAAGGUGAUGUUUGUAGUAGGUGGCCAGGCACCCAAAGCUAUCCGCAGUGUGGAGUGUUUUGAUUUUAAAGAGGAGCGUUGGUACCAGGUAGCAGAGAUGACCACAAGGAGAUGUCGAGCAGGAGUGGUAGUUAUGAACGGCCUGAUAUACGCUGUCGGCGGGUUUAACGGAUCAUUGCGUGUGCGGACCGUUGAUGUGUACGACCCAAACAAGGACACCUGGACGUCUGUACAGAGCAUGGAGGCAAGACGGAGCACCCUUGGCACCGCAGUACUGAACGAGUACAUCUACGCUGUGGGAGGUUUUGAUGGAUCAUCAGGAUUGAACACAGCAGAAUACUAUGACCAGAGAACCAAUGAGUGGAGACCCAUAGCCUGCAUGAGUACAAGAAGAAGUAGUGUAGGAGUGGGGGUUGUGAAUGGUUUGCUGUAUGCUGUAGGAGGGUAUGACGGAUCGUCCAGACAAUGUUUAAGCUCAGUGGAAUGUUACAACCCUGCCUUGAAUGAGUGGAAGCCAGUCUCUGACAUGAGCACCAGAAGAAGUGGAGCUGGUGUUGGUGUGGUGGAUGGUCUGUUGUAUGCCGUUGGCGGACAUGACGGGCCUCUGGUUCGAAAAAGCGUGGAAGUCUACAACCCGGAGACUAACUGUUGGAGCCAGGUGGGAGACAUGAGCCUCUGCAGAAGGAAUGCAGGGGUGUGCGCUGUGAACGGCCUUCUCUACGUGGUCGGUGGCGACGAUGGAUCCUCCAAUCUGGCGUCAGUAGAGUGCUACAAUCCUCGCACGGACACGUGGACCAUGCUCACCACGUGCAUGGCGACGGGGCGCAGUUAUGCAGGAGUCUGCGUUUUAGAUAAACCUCUAUGACAGUGUUUAACUUAGAUAGAACUAGGAGAGUAACUUUGCAAACAUAUCAGUAGGCCAACUCUAUCAAUGUAUUUAUGAAUGUUGAUGUAGUAAAUGUGUUCUUGAGAAUCUAAGAUCUGAUAAGUUUUUUUGGAAUUUUUGAAGAACUCCUAAGAGUGGAAAUGUAAGGUACCUUAUUUCCCAAUUCGUAACAAACCAUACAGAUUCCUCCUUAUUUUUUCAUACUAACAGUUGCACCAAAUCAUUUUGUAUUAUAGAUUGAAGAUCUGGUUAAAUUGAACAUAAUAGCUAUUAACGAAAAUAGACAUAUUCUCAAUAUUAAUUUUGAUGUCCCUUACUCAUGGUGGAAACAUUGUCUCUAAGUUUAGAAAAUGACUUCUUAGCAUGAUGAGAAAAUGAUUUGGGCUUAAAAAGGACACCAUCUACACUAAAGCAGCUUUUAAACUUUCCUACAAAACCUCAUAUGGCUUUGUCUAAUGAUGGAAGUAUUUGCUCAGUAAAAUUCGUCCUUUUGUUUGAAACUCCAAAUUACAAGCUAAGUCUGAAUAGCACCAGUUCGACAUAGAGACCUAACUGUGCAUUAAACAUGUAUAUAUAUUAUAUAUACAUAUUCAUGAGUUACCAAAGCUGUAUAUAUACAUAGAUGAUAUUAUAGACAUAUAAGGACUUUUUGAGAGCACAAUGUAGUGUUUUAUUUUUAGAUUAAGGUAGCAUGUAUAAGCCAGUUCAGGGUUCAGACUGUGCAUGUGCAUGUGCAAUGUGCGGCAUUGUGGGUAAUAUGUCCCCCACCUUGUAAACAGUUCUUUGUCUAGACCAUGCUUGAUAUAAGUGUGCAGACGUGAUUUGUUUAUGUCUCAAGGGCCUUGAACUUUGACAUAUAACCCACAAUGCAUCCUGCUUCACAUGCGCAGUUUAAGUGUGAACUGGUUCAUUAGUAACUCACCAUGCGCUGGAGCUUCAAAACCAUUCCAAACCUGUGUCAAUACAUUGGCAUUACAAAGAGUGUACCGAUGCUUCAGUGUCAUUGUAUAUAUUAAGGAGAUUGUAGAUGUGCACUUACAUCAUGUGUUUUUUGCACACCUUGCCUACUUUUACCAAUGUGCUCAAUUGUCUUCUAGACUAUGUGAAAGUCACUAAAAUGUCAGAAUAAGCAAGUUCGAAAAAAGUGUUGUGUACGUAUGUGAAAGUAGUUCUUAGACAUUAAGAGAUUAGCGAUUCUUGGAUAGAAAUGAUUGACGCUGAGAUUUGUUGAUAGUAUCUCUUACAAUGCCACAUUUUUUUGUUCCAUUGAAUGUCAUUAGUUUAACUGUUACAGUGUUAGAUGUCAGCAUAAAUGGAGUGUCUUGUAAUAUAAGCUGGUUCAUUAGAAGCUACGUAUUUUGAAUCCCCUUGAUAUAUAUAUAGAAUCUCACCCCUCCUCCAUGCUCUUGUAAAUAGUCUAAGAAGAUAGUUUGUACACAAGUGUAGAUAUAUGUAUAAGAGACAUAAAGUAUGGGCAUGAUAUUAGUAUAACUAUCAACACAGUCUGGACAAAGUCUUGACUUGAGUUUUGUUUGAAUUUGAUUAAUGCCAUUCUUUUUAAUUCAUGAUAUUUACAGGGUACGAUAUCCUACAUGUCAUAAAAACGGUGUCAGCCUGGAACCAGCAAGCGGUGGUAGGUCAUGAGCAACAUCCUUUUUCUAGCUUCCUUUUGAAGAUCAGUGUAAUGUACUUAUCCUCAUGAUCAUCAAGCUGAAGCUAAACAUCAUCAUCAAAUGUUUAAUAUGGUAUUUGGCAUUAAACUAAUCCUGACUGUCAUUAGCUCAUCAACCAAUGAUGAUGAUCAUCGUCAACUAAUGAGAGGGAGUUAUGGGAGUUAUCAGUUUGACCAAUGAGACAGUGGAUGCAUGUCCAUCAAUUAUUUUGCAUUCUUAUGUUUUUAUCUUGCCUUUCUACAUUUUUGGAGAGUGGGACAAGUCAAUGAGAUUGAUCAGUGUUUUUCCUUGAUAACUUUACUGUCAGAUGUUGCCAUCCUUUAUCUCAAUAUUAAGAAUUGAUAGUAAUUUUUUACUUCAGAUAAUGCUGAGAUACUUCAAUACCUAUAUAGCUAGGUCAGCAGUACUUUACACGCUUCCCUAAAGGAUGCCAGAAGAGGGAAUUUGGGGAGACCUAUCACUGCUCACUUGUGACUUUUGCCAUUUUGAUGUAAUCAAGCAGCUCUGUUAUGUCUUCCCAGUGUAAUAUAUGUUCAAUAAGCUUUACUAUGGCUCUGAAUAUUAUCAGUUCAUAGCUUGAGUGUAUUAUCUCAUUAAAUCAACAGUCUGUGGUAAUGUAAAAUAGAUAAAAGGUAGUUUGUAGUUGCACCCACUAUAGCAUUAUCUGUUAAUCCUGUACUGUACAAUUUUGUAGAAGUCAAGUAUCCAGAUUUUGAAAUAGAAAAGUUGUACACGACAACUGUUUAAGAAUCUUAAGGAUAUUUGAUUCUUAUCUUAUUAUCUAUCUUUACAGAAUGUAACAAAUCAGUUACAUUUUGAAUUUUUCAUUCCCCAUUGUAUCAAUGUGUAUUAUCAAUCCUGACAGAUGGACAGCUUUGAAAAUGAGACUGUUGUAUGUCCAAGUCCAAGUUGUAUGUUGCAAAAACUACUUAGUGUACAUAUCCAACAAAGAGGAUUUGCUUUAUUCUGUGCAGUACAGAUAUUGCUUUUAUUUCAAUAAAGAUCACGACAAAAUGUG
Branchiostoma floridae (Florida lancelet) is the source of this 4584-nucleotide messenger RNA. Its product is annotated as kelch-like protein 2. Gene Ontology annotation, molecular function: protein binding. The record is from RefSeq and is a predicted model, not a curated record. Lineage: Eukaryota; Metazoa; Chordata; Leptocardii; Amphioxiformes; Branchiostomatidae. The transcript has 12 exons. Bases 145 to 1872 code for a protein of 575 amino acids.